AUGAGUGUUUUUAUAAGGAGUUAUGUGCUACGAUGCACGAGGACUCUGAUAGAUAGGUCACUUCGAUCUCCAAUUCAACGAGCAAUUCGCUUUCCACAACCAUGCAAAUUCGUGCCGUAUAGAGGAAUCAGUCAAACUUCGGUCCUGCUACAAGAAUUGAAUAGAGGUGCCGGUCAUGAAAAGGAAACAAAGGAGACCAACAAUAUCAAACCAAAGGGAAAGCAAGAUACAAAGAUACAGGAUAUUUCACUGAAGGUUACCAAGGAACAACUUUUAGCAAAAGCAACCAAUAUUUACUCCAGAUUCAAAAUCCGUCUUAAAUGGCUCUUGAAGAAAUCGAAUCGUCCAUUCAAUACUGAUGACUACUCGGCAUUCUUUUCCUGGAUAGUAGUGGGGAAUGUGUUUUUGUUCUUUGUAGCAACAACGACAUUCUUCUCUCUUGUGAUUUUUACUGCAAACACAGUGUUUGCACAAGAGUUUGUUGCUAGAAAGUUUGGAGAGCUAAUCACUAAAAAUUCAAACAUCACAGCUACUUUUGAGAGUGCAAUUGUUCCUGGUUGGUCAGAUGGAAAGAUAAGUUUUAGAAAGUGCUUUGUUAGUCGAAGACCAAAAAAGAUUGAAAAAUUCAUCAAGGGAUCACAACAAGAGGAAUACGAGAAAAGUUUGCGUGUGAAUGACAGUGGAGAAGCAGACGAAGAUGAAGAUAUUUUUGAAGAUGAUGGGAACUAUACACAAUUUGACCUCACUAUAGAGGAAGUAAAUAUUUCGUUGUCGUUCAACAAAUGGGUCAACGGUACUGGAAUGAUUGAAACUUUGGAAAUGAAAGGAGUUCGAGGAGUUGUUGACCGAACACACGUAAGAUGGGACCCUGAUGAUGAUGCCACGAAUUACAAAAAUGUGUACCAGCCAGGAGAUUUUGAAUUUGAAGAGUUCAGAAUGGAGGACGUGCUAUUUGAAUUGAAGCAACCAAAUGGGUUCAGACCAUUUGAUGUUUCAAUAUACAAUUGUGAGUUGUCGAAAUUGAGAAAACACUGGUUGUUUUACGAUUUCUUGAAUGCAGAGGUGAUGAGUGGCUCCUAUGACAAUUCUUUGUUCACUGUACAUAAAAAGCAAAGACUUAGCGAUUUUUCAAUCAAUGAUGAGGGCAAAGAGAGCCCGCUGAGCAAAUGGAAAAGAGUAACUUGUUUACGUGUGGACUCAUUGAAUAUUGAUCAUUUGAACAGGGGGUUGGAAGGUCCAUUUGGUUGGAUAACAAAUGGUAAGGUUGAUAUGGUGGGUGAGAUAAUGGUUCCACGGGAGGAUAAUAAUGACAUUGGUGUAAAAGAAAUUGUAAAUAUGAUUGCCGAGUCGAUUACCAAAGAAGCUACAAGGUAUAAAAACCCAGAAGUUCAAUCAAAACAUCCCGAUAUGCAUACUCGUUUAACUCACGAUGAUUACACUGAUAUAUCAAAAUACUUUGUAUUAGACUUAACUAUACGGUUAAACAAUGUUAGGGCAACAGUACCAUUCAAAGCCCCUGAAUUGUCAUACAUCAACUACGCACUUAUAAGACCAAUCGUGGCGUAUAUCAACUCAAAAAACACAUUUAUCGAAAUUCACAACCGAGUGGUAAAGAAUAUAAAAGAUUUCGAUGGCUCCUGGACAGUAUAUGACUCUCUUCUUAUGGACGAUAUAUCUGAGGAGGUGUAUGACAAUUUUGUUGAUUAUGUUGCUGAUGAGGAAGCGAGAUUAAUCAGGGUGAAAAGGGUAGGGUUUUGGUCACUUCAAUUGUUCCUACAAUUGGUCCUUGUCGGAUUGGGUGCAUUGACAUAG
Molecule: messenger RNA, 1812 nt
Organism: Lodderomyces orthopsilosis Co 90-125
Lineage: Eukaryota; Fungi; Ascomycota; Pichiomycetes; Serinales; Debaryomycetaceae
Exons: 1
Coding region: 1-1812 (603 amino acids)
Biological process (GO): mitochondrion inheritance
Cellular component (GO): mitochondrial inner membrane
Source: RefSeq, a predicted model, not a curated record